Molecule: messenger RNA, 2869 nt
Organism: Polyodon spathula (Mississippi paddlefish)
Lineage: Eukaryota; Metazoa; Chordata; Actinopteri; Acipenseriformes; Polyodontidae
Exons: 14
Coding region: 56-2767 (903 amino acids)
Biological process (GO): regulation of neuroinflammatory response
Molecular function (GO): signaling receptor activity
Source: RefSeq, a predicted model, not a curated record
CAUUCUAGCAAAGCUCCAAGGGUGAAGCAGUCUGUUACUCCAUCAGUGAAUAAAGAUGAGUUUCUUCAUUUGUCUGCUUUUAGGUGUAUUUCUCAAUACAGUGGUAUCUGAGAAUUCCAAGAGGAUCUUAAUUCAGAAAAAUGUCACAGGUCUGCUGGGUAAAGAAGCUAUCUUACAAUGUGAAUAUACUGGAAUGGAAGAAGUAUCAUAUUCCAACUGGUUUAUAAAAAAAGACGGCGCAAAAGAAAAAGUGGCUGGCUAUACUGCAAAGUCCUAUGUAAAAAACCAACGCUUUAGUUCUCCACAGUCUAACAAAAAUCUAACUGUCAAGAUUAAUAGAACUCAGCUUGAAGAUGAAAAAAUAUAUAUUUGUGCUUUCUCUACUGAUUCACAAGAACUGGAAGAAACACUCUAUCUCACAGUUUUAGUUCCACCAGAUGUCUACAUAUCCAGCUCGGCACAAACAGAAAACGAAGAUGACUAUCAAUCUAUUGAAUGUGCAGCCUUCAAUUCCAAACCAGCCGCUAAUAUCUCCUGGGUUGUAUCUGGCCUUAUUGCUGAGAGCAUUAAACAAACAACAAAUAAACACUUAAAUGGCACAUUGACCCAGAAGAGUGUAUAUAGAUUCCCUACCUAUUUACAUGAAGGAAAGGAUAUAACUUGUAUGGUAGACCACCCAGCAUUUACUGAGGUAAAGACAAUGAUGAUACAAGUGCCAUCCUACACUGUCCCGAACACAACCGUUCAAAUAUAUACAACAAAUGAAAAUGAAACUGAAUAUAAAACUAUUGAAUGCACAGCAGCUAAAGGCAAACCAGCAGCAAAGAUCACUUGGGUCCUCCCUGAAAACAAAAGUGGGGAAAUCAACUAUGGUAUUACAGCAGACAAUGGGACCAAGACAGUUACCAGCACAUAUCGAUUUCCAACACAUCUGCAUGAGGGGCAGAACAUCACUUGUGUAAUAGAACACCCUAAACUUUCCAUUAAAGACGUGAAAACUGUAUCACUUCCAGCUUAUUACCUUUCCUCUAUGCAUGUGCGGGAUGGAGAAACUGUAAACAAACCAAAUCCCAUUGAAAAUGAGGUCAUGUAUAGAGUAGUGCUGAAUUUGGGUCAGCGUAAUCAAACCAUUGUGAUAGAAGUUGAAGGAAAUGUCCCCCACUAUACAUUGAAAUGCAUCAAACAGAAUAAUUCACUUCCACUUGACAUAAAAAUGGUGAAAAAUGGCAUGUUUUUUAAAGGACCAAUUAAGGAAAGCCAUUCUGGGAUUUUUAUUUGUAUUGCUUCCUACUAUGGCCAUCAACUGUCAGUCCCAGUGGAAAUACAGGUCUGUUCAGAAAAGCCAGUUCCACCCAACAUUAGCACUCUGGUGAUCGAUGAAGGAGAACAUAAAGUCAUUAGGUGCAUAGCAGCCAACAGCAAACCAGCAGCAAGGAUCACUUGGCAUCUGCCUGGAAACCUGACUGGAGAUGUGAUGUAUAACAGCACAUUUGAAAAUGGAACACACACGGUUACUGGUGCUGUUAGCUUUUCAGCAGACUUGCCUGAGGAACACAAUAUCACUUGUGUGAUUGAACACCCAGCCUUUGAAGCUCCAGAGACCAGGAUAAUACACAUUCUUACAUCCUUAGUUCCUCCAAACAUCAGUUUUAUGGUAUUAAACGAAACAGAACAAAAAGUAAUUCAGUGUAUAGCAGCCAAUAGCAAACCAGCAGCAAAGAUCACCUGGAAUCUGCCUGGAAACCUUCCUAAAGAAAUAAUGUAUAACAGUACAUUUCAAAAUGGCACAUAUACUGCAAUUAGUGCUUUUAGGCUUCCUGCAUACUUGCCUGAAGAGCACAAUGUCACCUGUGUGAUCGAACACCCAGCACUUCAUGAUCCAGAGACCAGGACAAUACACAUCCCUCCAUGUUAUCCAAAUAUUAUCAUUAAAAGUUUUUUGGCUACACCAAAAAACACACAAAAUAGAUUAGCUGUAUGCCAGUCCAUUGGGAAUCCAACUGGAAAAAUCUUGUGGGUCCUACCAAAGAAUAAUACUGGAAAUAUAACAUACAAAUAUGAAAAUGGAACAGGAACGCUUACCAGUAUCUAUGAAUUUCCAUUUGCCCUACAUGAAGGGCAGAACAUAACUUGUGUUAUUAAUUACGGAGAGCGUCUGGCUGCAGAGAAAAGGAUAAUACACAUACCUCAGUACUAUAUUUCCUCCAUAAAAGUAUUACACGAAAGUCAACUGAAUGGCAAAAUAAUCCUGCACAGGGGUCGUCAGAACCAGACAAUUGUACUGAAAGUGAAUGGCAAUGUACCGCUGUACCAUUUAGAAUGUAGAAGGAUGCAUGGUUUGUCUCCCGUGAAACUGCUGGGAAAUGCAAUAUUCUUUGAAGGGCCUUUUAAGGAAAGUCAGUCUGGAAUAUACAUUUGUGAGGCAUCGUUCUACCAUCAUCGAGCUUCUGCUCAGAUUGAUAUUAGAAUUACCUCAGAAGACAGAUCCUGGGAGUAUAUCCUGGUAUGUUUUUCAGCAGCAGCAGGACUCAUGAUAAUUGCAACAGUUUUUAUUUACAUCAUUAUCAAAGUCUGUAAAGAACCCAGUCAAGAUCAUCCUAAAUCUAAGAAUUCUUCCUGUAAUAAUUCGGGAGAUUCUAUGGAACACCUCACCCACAUCUUGCUUGAGCAAAAAUCACCUGCAUUACAAAAGAAUCAUACAAAAGAGAAGCAAGAAGAAUAUACAAUACAUUACUCAGUAGUUAUUGACCUAAAAACUUAUGUUUAAAAAAGAAUGUGAUGAAACCACUUUGAAGAAUAGUGAAAUGAAACAUUCAGACAAGAACCAUAUAUGUGCACUUUUUAAUGUACACACACACACACACACACA